UCAUUUCUAUUUCAUCUGUCUCACCGACUAUGGUUUUUCCAGAGGCUGAGCUCCCAUUAAUUGAUCUUUCUGCUCUUCGAUCUGAGUUAAAAGAAGGUGAUCUUGAUCUUCAGAGGCUGUGCAGUCAAGUAAAAGAAGCUGCCCAACAAUGGGGAGCUUUUCGUGUGGUGAAUCAUGGAGUAGAAGAGGAGCUUGUAAACACAGUGGACUCAGUUUCUCGAGAUCUUUUCAGUCUUCCAACCCAAGUAAAAGAGAGAGCCGUUUGUCUUCCGUUUGAUGGGUAUUCGAAGGCCGCUGAUCUUUCAUCUGGGGAGGCCAUGUGUUAUCCAGCAGUAUUAACCUCUGAAUCACUUACCAAAUACGCACAAAAGCUAUGGCCGCAAGGAAAUGCUGAAUUUUGAUUUGGAGCAAUGAUAGAUGUUGGAGUGCAAAGCAUCAUGUAGAAUAUGAAGGGAAGAAGCCUUGACUCUUUGUUGGUUUCUUUUGGAGUUUCCUAAAUGAAAAGGAGGUAAGUGUACCAGAGGAGCUCAUAGAUGAAAACUAUCCACAUCGUUAUAAACCUUUUCUUUACAAAGACUAUAUCAAUGAUCAAGUCCAAGGAACUCCUCUUGACAUUUUCCUUUAGUAUUUAGAAUUUUUUAGAAGACACGGUUAUUUAUUAUAUGAAUUUAAUGUAAAAUUGUUAUUGAUUGUUUCAUUUCUAAAAAAUUUAUAUGAAGUAAAUGUAAAAAUAUUA
Molecule: messenger RNA, 736 nt
Organism: Cryptomeria japonica (Japanese cedar)
Lineage: Eukaryota; Viridiplantae; Streptophyta; Pinopsida; Cupressales; Cupressaceae
Product: 2-oxoglutarate-dependent dioxygenase AOP3-like
Exons: 2
Coding region: 30-401 (123 amino acids)
Molecular function (GO): dioxygenase activity
Source: RefSeq, a predicted model, not a curated record